Molecule: messenger RNA, 3261 nt
Organism: Brassica napus (rape)
Lineage: Eukaryota; Viridiplantae; Streptophyta; Magnoliopsida; Brassicales; Brassicaceae
Exons: 14
Coding region: 1-3261 (1086 amino acids)
Biological process (GO): proteolysis
Molecular function (GO): cysteine-type peptidase activity
Source: RefSeq, a predicted model, not a curated record
AUGGACAUGAAAAAAAGGUUUGGUAUGAACGAGUUAGAGCUUCCAAGUAGAUUGUUUGAGACAGGGUAUGAACCGACCGGCAAGAAAAGGGUUAACAACUACUUCAAUCUCCGCUGGAUUGAAGUAAUAAAGAGUGCAUUAGAGGAUGAGGAUCUCACGAUGUUGAAUGCGUCACAGUUUGGCCAGGUACUGAAGAUGGGGUCCCAUACCUUCUCGGUUAUGUUUCUUCACUACCUUCUUUCACGACAGUUGAUCACUGAGAAGGACUUCGAACUGUGGUGGCUUUUCGUGGGGAAACCAAUUCGUUAUUCUAUUCAAGACUUCGCACUCGUAACUGGCCUCAAUUGUGGCCAAAUAGUGGACGCUCACCAUCAGGCGAAGGGUAAAGGUGCGCGUGGUAAGGGAACCGGAAAAUCCACAUCAUCGAGUGCUUCUCAAACAACAUGGGAUGUUCUGUUUGGAAAGGAGGAUAAGCCCACCACCAGCUGGAUAAUUGACCGCCUUGUGAAGGGAAAGAAAUACAAGGAUCCGUUAACUCGUCUCCGCUUGGCCUUAUUGGUGCUGGUCGAAGGUAUUUUGUGCCCCACAUGUGGCACAACGAACAUCAGACCUGAGGUUGUGCGGAAGCUGGAUAAUCUGGAUGAGUUCCUAAACUAUCCAUGGGGGCGUGAGUCAUUUCUCCUCACUGUGCGCAGUACAAAAUCUCGUCGUCCCAGUCAUUAUGUGUUACAUGACACAAUGGCCAUCCAAAGUUUCUCGCAUGCCAUGGUUCUUGUUACAGUUGCUGCUUGUCCCUCGAUACUACUUAAGCCCGGAGCAGUUACCCCCCUGGAUGAUGAGUCUAAAAGCAGUGAAGAUAUUGUUAACGAGUUGUUUGAUAGGAAGUUCAGCGUGAACGUCGUCUCAGCCAAAGCUGUCGACCAAAAGGCCCAGGCUUUUGUGCGAUCUCUUAUUAGAUCAGACGAAGCUGGUGAGGAGUUGUAUCGUGGAUUGGGAGACAACGAAGACGAAGCUGUUGAUCACCUGGUUGCAUUAGCUCGUGAUGACUACCCAUUUGCACACAACACAUGGGCAGGUGGUGUGAAAGCAGAUGAUGUGAAGGCGAAUAAGGGCCAUGCUCUCCCAAGUGAGUCGAGUGACGAGGAGGAACUUGAAGAAACUGAUAGAGAAUAUAGGCAGCAAGGAGGUAGUGACGAUGUCGUCCACUCUGGAGAAGGAAGAUGCCAACCAAGUAUGAGGGAGGGUGAGGCGCCUAUUGGUGGUCGGCCUACUUCCGCUGGUGUUGGAGAUUUGGUUAGACAAGCGGCUGAGGCGUUUGAAGCACAACUGUUACCUAUGUUUGAGGGCUACAUGGUCAGUAUGAAAGACCACAUUUCCAAAGAACUGAGCAAGCUGAUGACCGAAGUAGCUUCCGCCAAUUCUUCUAUUGAUGCGGUGGAAACUUUUGUUAAGACUGAGUUGGCCACUCUGCGCAAUGGAACCGCCGGAGUUGCCAUGUACGGUGGAGACCUGUUUAGUGGGUACAGCCCUGCGAUGCGGUCACCCUCCCAUGGACCUUCUUCUCCCUCCCGCCAGAGAAAUAAGGGUACUGCUGAGACUAGAGUUGAUGCAGAAGAUUCGCCACAAAUUGAUGAACUUGAUGGGAAUGCAGCUAUUGGGAAGAAGUCAUGCCCAUCUGAGACGGCACCUGGUGAUCCUAAAAGUGACCGUCCUGAGUCAUUGAUUGAGGAGACUGUUACUGGUGCUAUGCCCACAUCAUCCUCCGGAGUGGAUGCCUUCCUCGAUGUUAGUGAGCCAUCUUCGUGCAUUCCAUCUAGUGAUGGAGGCAAUGCGGUGGUUAGUGCAUCAGCGGAAGCCAGAACGACCUUUCUCCAACCGCCUGUUUCUUCUUUGGUUACUUCGGAGACAUACAAUCCUCAGGCACCGUCUACUCUUCUGUCAUCACCGUUCUCAGCACCUCUGUCUGACACACCACCCCCUGCAUCAUCAGCUGUUGUUGAGGUUCCAUCAGAUGUAUCACACACAAACACAGAAGCAGCUCUCGGCUCCACUGUCGACGCCAUCCCUACCGAAUUGCAUGUCUUCCCAUCCAGCAUUCAUGAGACGGAUGUAUCAGACACAGUUAGGGGACCAUCUGCUGCUUCCAUUGUGGAAUCAGUACCUACUCAAUCACCUACUAUUGAACCCAAGCUCCAUGAUGUAGAGGAUGAUGUCGGAGGGUCGGUAGCGACCGAAGAGGAUGAAGUCCUCACUAAAAAGACACCAUCACAGCCAAGAAAGGCUGGUCGUGCGGUGAAGCUCACAACCGUUGUACCAUCUCAGGCCUGCACACGGUAUAGCAAACGGGAGCGUCGCAAUCCAGACAGAUACACGCCGUCUGAAGGACCCGAUAAGCAAGAACUUGGCAAACGUGCUCGUCGUGGUGCAAAGGAGAAGGAGAAUGUGGUUGCAUCCGUUGCUGAGCCAAGUAUUCCAAUUAAGGAAACAACUUCUCUCAUCGGGGGUUUUACACCAUUCCUCCCACCUAAUCCUGUUAAGCGAGCUACAUUCCUCGAGGCUAUGAAGGAUGCCAACCGGGUUGCUUCUGAGAAGGUCUUCACUUACCGUUUACUAUAUGUUUACUUUGCCAAUGCAAUCGAUUGUGUGGUCACCUUCAUACGCAAGCGCAGGGAUGGUCUGCCACGAUCUAGAUUUGAUUUCAUCGAGGCUUCUUUUUUUUCUGACCUCCUGACUAACUUCGGGGAGUUUAAAGCUUGUUCAGCAAAGGAGGCUUUCUCAUUCUCUCCGUCUUUCAAGAAACAAUUUACCGACCGUCCGCAGUGGUUCACGCAAGUUGAUAUUCUCCACAUACCAGUGCUAAUGAACAAAAGGCAGUGGGUUGGCGUUAUUGUCGACUUGAAUAUGUGGGCCAUGUAUGUUGUUGAAGCCAACCCCGGUUGUCCAUCUGAGUUUGAACUCACUUCAGUACUAACAGCAGCGUCUAUUCUGUUUCCGCACCUGAUCGGUCGGUAUUGUAUGACCAACCAUGCGCAAAAACGCAAUUUCGAGCCCAUGACUUUUUCCAGGUUGGAUAUGCCUUGUGUUGUAGAGCACCCAGGUUGUUCGGCGGUGGUGGCGCUUAUGUUAUUAGAGCUGCACGCCGUAGGCAAGGAUGUGACUGUUCUGAAAUUUACUGAAGAACAAGUACGGACAGCUGGAGAGAAUUAUGUCGUCGAUGCACUGCACCUGUGUCAGGCCGUGCCAAUUCCUUAUACUCAGUAG